Aspergillus welwitschiae is the source of this 1231-nucleotide messenger RNA. Its product is annotated as nuclear transport factor 2 family protein. The coding region runs from base 319 to 708 and encodes 129 amino acids. NCBI's taxonomy places the organism in Eukaryota, Fungi, Ascomycota, Eurotiomycetes, Eurotiales, Aspergillaceae. The record is from RefSeq and is a predicted model, not a curated record. The transcript has a single exon.
GUUGGGCCGUGACGUCACCCGCCCGUCUCCUUCCAACUUGUUAUACUCGUUCCUUUUCCCUUCCAUCCUCCCCUUUCCUCUGCUAGCAUUGCAUCGCAUCGCGUCGCAUCCUGCAUCUCGAAGAUUUGUUCUGCCAGCCGUUAGGAUACCCCAUAGACGAAAUACCCCCAACCGGCUCCCUCAGGUGAGCUUACGUGACAACCGCUAUAAGCUACCCUUAAAUUAAUCAUUCAAGUAGCCCACCAACGAAAGUCUAAUCAGGAACCACAAAGUCAGAUCCAAAGAAACAGAACCCAGCUCAUCCCGGAAUCACCGAAAAUGGUCGGCGCCAUCCACGAACGCAUUCGCGAAGACCUCAUCGGCAAGGAGCGUCGUCUCUGGACGGCGCUCACCUCCGCCGAUCCAGGGCCCGAAAUCAAGAAGAUGUGUAACGAAGAAGCCAACCUACUUUUCCCGCAGCGCGAGAUUCUGCACCUGCAUUCGAAGCCGUCAAUCAGCGAGGCGCUGAAGCCACCCUUCCAUCACUUCGACGAGUACGAACUGCAGGAAGUGCGCGUGAUCGUCAUCGACCUGAUGGCCGGAUCAGUAACAUACAAGAUCAAUGCGCGGCGCGGCGAGGAGACCUACCGGGGCACCGGGUCGACGACAUGGAGUCAGGCAAGUGAUGGAGAGUGGCGGAUUGUGGUGCAUCAGGAGACAUUAAUGUGAGAUCCUGAGAAUCAGAUGCAGGGGGGAGGGACAAUGAGAGGGGGAAGGGAGUGACAGUAGGGGAUGGAGAGAAUGAACGAAUCAUGAUUUGUUUUGAUGCAGUUCGCUGAUGAAUAUUCUAUUUCUUGUUACAUUUUUAUUUUAUUUUUUCUUUUUUUUCUUUGGACCCUGCUUUUCCAUUCAGGGGGUUGAAUGUGCUUGCGUGGAUGUGUGAUUGUGGCUGGCUGACAUCAGACGGACGACGGAGUUUGAAUCAGACAAGACUCUGACAUUAAUUUCCACGCAGAUCACCAUUCAUCAUCAAUCAAUAGCAUAAUCCAUUUCCGUUUUCAUAUGAAUAUAUUCCCAUCCCUCGUUACCCAAAGAAAAACAAAAACGGCCCAACACAACACAAACAGAAACCAACAAAAAUAUAAAUACAAAAAUAAUAAUCAAAAAACGAUCGACAAAGACCCCUACUCCUUUUAAUACCAUAAGGCUACCCAACCCACCCCAGUGGGACCAAUAGUAACUGCAUGGUUAU